This is a messenger RNA of Umbelopsis ramanniana AG, 3315 nucleotides long. RefSeq lists its product as uncharacterized. NCBI's taxonomy places the organism in Eukaryota, Fungi, Mucoromycota, Umbelopsidomycetes, Umbelopsidales, Umbelopsidaceae. Bases 35 to 3115 code for a protein of 1026 amino acids. Gene Ontology annotation, cellular component: mitochondrion. Gene Ontology annotation, molecular function: L-glutamate dehydrogenase (NAD+) activity. The transcript is spliced from 4 exons. The record is from RefSeq and is a predicted model, not a curated record.
AUCUUCUUUCCCUUUUCUUUACCUUUAUUCCUCAAUGACUAUUUCUACCGAACUUGGAGCACAGCGGUUGCUGGUUCCAACCACUUUGGAGAAAACACACACCGUCAAGAAUGUGAGUGGCUACAAUGCCAACGUGUUUCCUGGCAAGGAGGAACAGAUGGUCAGCGUCUGUGAUUUCCUUUCCGGCGUAGGCUUUUUACCCAAGGAUCUUGUCCAAAAUGAAGUCUCUUGGUUCUAUGGAAACCUUGGUAUUGACGAUUACUACUUUGCCCUGGAAACUGUGGAGACCAUUGCAAACCAUAUCAUGGCCCUCUACGGUGCAAAGAUUCUUGCAUAUACUCGACACGAAAGUGUGUUGGACAUCAACUUGGAGAGAGAAACCGAUGAUGCUACGGUGUAUAUCCACUCGUCUAAGCCUGGUGUGUCUCAGCUCAGUGGACCCAAGUAUGAAAAGAGAAUCGAUGAGAAGUACCUCGAUGCUAGCGUUCGUACCUUGGCGUACCGUCUCGAAUCCUAUCGAUCCAACGGAACAGUGUCGUCAAGCAUGACAUCACAACUUCGUUGCUACUUUGUGACAAAGUGCCAGUUUGUCAAUGAGAACCCCACACCAGAACAAGAAACUGAUAUCCGACAAGUGGCAGAUGUUACCUUUUUGAAGAAGGCCACCGACCACACGCUUCAAGUGUACGAAGAGGUGAUGAACAACGUUCUUCAAAGAACCGGCCCUGUUAUAGAGAUGUACCAAGUCGAGGGUAGUCGCGAACAUAGACUGGUCAUUGGUUAUAGACAGCGAAGUACCCAAAACUUCUUCUCUGCUAUGUCUGAUUUAUACCAUUACUACAAUCUGUAUUCUACUCGCAAGUAUGUCGAACAAUUUUCCAAUGGCGUUACCAUCAUGAGCUUGUAUUUGAAUCCUGUUCCCAAUGCCCGUGGCUUCCCUAUCGAACACUCCAUUCACCAAGUCAUUAAGGAAACUUCCUUGAUCUACUGCUUGCCAAAUACUCCUUUGCAAUCCUUCUUCCAAAGCAACCAAUUGUCCGUUCAAGAGACCGUGUACGGCUAUGUAUGCUGGAUUUUCUGUCAACAUUUCCUCAACCGCUUGGGUUCGGAGUACUUGGCUCUUACUACUAUUCUUGAUCGCACCAACCCCAUCCAUGAAGAGGUGCUUAACAAGAUGAAGAAGCGCUUGCGUCAAGAGACUUUCACUCGUGAAUAUAUCUUGGAUAUCAUUUCUCAGUAUCCCGAAUUAAUCAAGCUCUUGUAUGCCAAUUUUGCUACUGUCCACUACGUCAACCAACGUGAGGCUACUCUCCAACCUACUCUUUCUUAUCAACGCUUGAGCACCCAAGAAAUCUUGACGGAAGAUCAACUUCGUGACAAGAUUAAGCAUACCACCUCCAAUGCGCACGAACAAAUGGUCCUGGAAUCCUUCCUUGUGUUCAACAAGCAUGUUCUCAAGACCAACUUCUAUCAAUCCACCAAGGUUGCUCUCUCCUUCCGCAUGGAUCCCAGCUUUUUGCCUGAGAUCGAGUACCCUAACAAGGUAUAUGGUAUGUUCCUGGUUGUCGGUUCAGAGUUCCGAGGUUUCCACGUGCGUUUCCGAGAUGUGGCCCGAGGCGGUAUUCGUAUUAUCAAGUCCCGCAACACUGAAGCCUAUUCCAUCAACCAACGUACCUUGUUUGAUGAAAAUUACGCACUUGCUGCCACCCAGCAACGCAAGAACAAGGAUAUUCCUGAAGGUGGUUCCAAGGGUACCAUUCUCCUUGACAUGGAUCAGCAAGACAAGCCUCGCGUUGCCUUUGAGAAGUAUGUCGAUUCCGUUUUGGAUCUGUUGAUCAUUGGAAAGACUCCUGGUAUCAAGGAAACCUUGGUCGACCGUUAUAAGAAGCCUGAGAUUCUCUUCUUUGGCCCUGAUGAAGGUACUGCCGACUAUAUGGACUGGGCUUCUGCACACGCUCGUCGUCGCAAUGCCAGCUUCUGGAAGGCCUUCACUACCGGAAAGAGCCAAAGCCUUGGUGGUAUCCCCCACGAUCUCUUUGGUAUGACCACCCGCUCUGUCCACCAAUAUGUCUUGGGUAUCUAUCGCAAGCUCGGUCUUCAGGAGGAGGAAUGUACCAAGUUGCAGACCGGUGGUCCAGAUGGAGAUUUGGGAUCCAAUGAAAUCAAGAUUUCCAAAGAUAAGACCACUGCUAUUGUCGAUGGCUCUGGUGUCCUCUAUGACGAAGAAGGUAUUGAUCGUGAGGAGUUGACCCGACUUGCCAACGCUCGUCUCAUGAUCAGCAACUUCAACCCUGAAAAGCUCAGCAGUAAGGGAUUCAAGGUCCUUGUCGAUGAAAACAAUGUCAAGUUGCCUAACGGUAUGGUCGUUGAUAACGGUUUGCAAUUCCGAAAUACUUUCCAUGUCAAUGAACUCUCAUCUGCCAUGAUCUUUGUGCCUUGUGGUGGCCGACCCGAAUCUGUUGAUCUCGGUAAUGUUACCAAGUUGUUGGAUCAAGAUGGCGUUCCCCGAUUCAAGUAUGUUGUUGAAGGUGCCAACUUGUUCUUCACUCAAGAAGCUCGUCUUCGUCUGGAAAAGAACGGUGUCGUCAUCUUUAAGGAUGCUUCUGCCAACAAGGGUGGUGUCACCUCAUCCUCCCUUGAAGUCCUUGCUGCCUUGGCUUUCAACAACGAAGAGUUUGAAGAGCACAUGUGUGUCCGUGAUGGAAAGGUCCCUGCUUUCUAUGAAGCCUAUGUUAAGGAAGUGCAAGAAAUCAUUGAGCGCAACGCUGCUCUUGAAUUUGAGGCUUUGUGGCGAGAACACAACAUCAGCAAGGCCCCUCUCUCUAUUCUCUCUGAUGAUUUGUCUAUUGCCAUCGUUCAACUCAAUGAACAACUCCAACAUAACUCAUUAUGGAACAACAUUGAGCUCCGUCGCAUUGUCCUUGAAGCAGCUUUCCCCAACCUUCUUUUGAAGCAACUUGGUUUGGAGACUCUUUUGCAACGUGUGCCUGAAAGUUAUGUCCGUGCUAUCUUUGGUGCUUCCUUGGCAUCUCAGUUCGUCUACAAGUACGGCCCCAACCCAAGUCAAUUUGCCUUCUUUGAGUUCAUGAACAGCUUUACUUCCACCAAGAACUAAUGCAUCUGCGCCAUUGUCACUAUACACACAUUUCCUACCUCUUCCGCUUACACUGUAAAAAAAAAAGUCCGUCAAUCAAUUUUAAAUCUCAUCAUCCACUCCUCACUGCAAUAAACAUUUUUGCACCAUGUUUUAUUUUUUUACCGAGAAGUUUCGUCUUAAUUUAUUGAAGAAAAAUCUUUCAAUCGAUGGUCAUUGAU